AUGCCAAAUCCCCUGCAAAUUCUUAGAAAAAAAUCCACUGGCAGCCAUCAUGAAGACAAUUGUCCCCAACACACCGCACACAAUAACCACCCCAAUACUUAUGCCAUCAAUUUUACUACCACCACUACCACUUCCAUCUCCAAAAGCAACUCCCUCUCAUCCAUACUCUCUCUAAAGUCAUCAUCUAAUCGAAAGCACCGUCACUCUUCAUUGCCUCUACCUAUAAAGCGACCUGGCCUAAAUCACAAUGGCUCAUCCCCCUCGGAACGACAACCGUUGAAAGAAACGAACAAGAGUCGACUCCAACGCUUGAAGCUACGAGCACCACGUCUGUCCGCACCCGCGUCAUCAAAAAGUGUCGAAACUACAACGAUUGCCAAACUACGGAUAGAUUCGAAUCAAGAGGACACGACGACUACAACAAAAGCGCGUGUGAAGUCGAGGCCCCCAACGCCCCUAGAUCUGCCAGACGAGGAUCUUUGUUCUCAGAAGGCCUAUCAAAGAGAAGGGAGAAAGAGUGUGCUUUCAUCUUUGGGGAGACGGGCUAUGGGUAAGGAGAAGGACAAGAUGGAGAACAACAACACUGGAACAAGAAGAUGGAGCUUUUCGUACCAGUAUUCAAGCAACAAUAAACAAUCUGGAUACCAUGAUACAGCCUCAGGGACUGAUAAUUCUUCAUACGUUCCACCACAGGCAUACGUUCACGAAGACGAACCACUGUCCAACCCUGAUUGCGUGGAAUCUGUCGCACGCACUACCAAAUCUCGCACAAUGAUCCCCAUCCCUACGUCAGCUUCCACACCAAGCUUUACUAAGAUUGAGGAAGGACGUAAGCGUCACUCUCUUUCAUCUUUAGUUUCCCCCAAUGGACGACUCAGCAGUCGUGUUCUGUCUUCGAGGUUUCCGCGUAAGGAAGCUACGAUUGAGGAAGGGCAAGCGGAUGACAUCCAGCAGAUUCCAAUGGCUAGGAAAGUGCAAUUCAAGGCUCAUGCCACCAGCAAUCCGCGACCACUUCCCCAAUUACCAAAAGAAAAGGGUUCUCGACUAUCCGGCACGUUUGCUUCGCUGGACGAAAUGACAAACAAAAUGCCAGAACCAAUGGACAACGUCGAGCCACGCAGGUUCUAUUGGACUAGGAGGAGCUCAGAGACCUUAAAGAAACCAUCUUACGACACAAACCCAACCAUGCCACCUAUUUAUGCGCACCUCGACGAGCCCUCCUACAGACGAACAAACCGCACCCACACCCUCACAUCCACCAGAACGCAAGAACGAAGCGGACACAGCACCCGCGCAGAUAGAAUGGCCCAGCCACAGGCUCCACCUCUCGGCGAGUCACAACCUCAUGAGGAAGAUGACGAACCCACUCACCCCCUCCACCAAGCCUCCCAGGCCCAGCCUACCCAGUACUGGCUCGGCCGCUUCGUCACCCUAACCAACGCCUUCCACUACGAAGACUCAUUCAACCAGCCCGACACCACGACGGGAUUUGGCAUGCUCUCGAGUUACUCGCGUCCGGAUGGGAGCGCGGAGAGGAAUUUGGCGAAUUACAGGGUUAAGAGGGCGUUUAUGGUGUUGGAGAAUGCGUGCUUGACGGAGGAGGCGAGUCGGAGUUUGAGGGCGUUUCAGAGUGAGUAUAUUGGUGUGAAGGGGGAUCGGUGGAUGGCUUGAUGCUGCGCUGUUCUUAGAUGGGCUAGAUGGGAUGGUUUGAGUAGGGCUUUGCUCUCACGUUUUCAGGCAUGAUUCUUGGGAAAUGUACUACAAAGUUAUUGGAUUUCGGGCUUGAAUUGCGCAUGUGCGGGU
Messenger RNA from Aspergillus glaucus CBS 516.65, 1803 nucleotides. RefSeq lists its product as uncharacterized. The record is from RefSeq and is a predicted model, not a curated record. The coding region runs from base 1 to 1671 and encodes 556 amino acids. NCBI's taxonomy places the organism in Eukaryota, Fungi, Ascomycota, Eurotiomycetes, Eurotiales, Aspergillaceae. The transcript has a single exon.